Necator americanus (New World hookworm) is the source of this 798-nucleotide messenger RNA. RefSeq lists its product as uncharacterized. NCBI's taxonomy places the organism in Eukaryota, Metazoa, Nematoda, Chromadorea, Rhabditida, Ancylostomatidae. The record is from RefSeq and is a predicted model, not a curated record. Gene Ontology annotation, biological process: chromatin remodeling. Gene Ontology annotation, cellular component: nucleus. Bases 1 to 798 code for a protein of 265 amino acids. Gene Ontology annotation, molecular function: catalytic activity. The transcript is spliced from 2 exons.
AUGUACUACCACGAUCAAUCGGCCAACUACAGUGCAGCGUUUCGAAAAAUGCAGCAGAAAAAAAUCAAAAUCAAAAUUCAGCAAGUGCAAGUAUCCCCAAUUAAAAUGCAAGCGCACAGGGGUGGCGGUGUUGGUUUUGUUGUGCACCCAUCUGUCGUCCAUCUCGUCGAUGCUCACGAGAUCCUGUCACCUCGACUGGCCAUUCUUCGCCUCCGCCCUCUGCGACAAAAAUCCAUCAGUAUCAUCAACUGCUACUCACCAACAUCAGCAGCUGAUGAAUCCGAAUUGAACGCGUUUUACGAGGAGCUGGAGGAAGUAGUCCGCAACGAGAAGUCCUUCUACAAAUUCGUUGUCGGAGACUUCAACGCAAAACUAGGAAAGGCCACAGAAGAGGAAUGCAGGAUUGGAAGAUUUGGACUAGGGGACCGGAAUGAAAAUGGCAAUCGUCUCGCCGGGCUGUUGUCCGCCGCUCGCCUCUUUCAUGGAAACUCUCUUUUCAUGGAAAAAGAUCAUCGUCGAUGGACAUGGGAAUCGUCCAAUGGCGCGACUCGUGCGGAGAUCGAACACAUACUCACCAACCGGAGGUGGUGUCUACUUGGCGUCUCAGUAGUACCAUCCUUUGGUAGUGGUUCUGAUCACCGUCUCCUUCGUGCGAAAAUACGGCUUAGCCACACGAUGGAAAAGAACAUCUGCUAUCGGCAACGAAGGAGAAAAGAAGUCGUCUACGACGAUUGCGUUCUACUCGAACCUCUUCCGUUCAUCAACUCCUGUGUCAAGCCCGAUCAUCUCCCCUGGUGA